This is a messenger RNA of Ilex paraguariensis (yerba mate), 1404 nucleotides long. The record is from the annotation of a GenBank genome assembly. NCBI's taxonomy places the organism in Eukaryota, Viridiplantae, Streptophyta, Magnoliopsida, Aquifoliales, Aquifoliaceae.
AUGGUUGGUAUAGGUAUUAGACUGAACCCUGGCACCAUUAUAAGUAUACUUUCUGCAUUAUCUGAUCUGAAAGACAUAAGACAAGGCAAGUGCAUCCAUGGAUAUGUGUUUAGACGUGGGUUUGGAUCAAACACGGAAAUUGCUAAUCAGAUCAUUUACAUGUAUGCGAAAUGUGGUUUUGUACACUGUGCAAGCCGAAUCUUCAAAAACAAAAGAUGUAAGGAUUUGGUGUCAUGGACAUUAAUGAUGAUGGGUUAUUUGCAUCAAGGUCGUGCUGAUGAAGCUAUAACCUUGUUCUGGCUAAUGCAAAGAGAAAAUCUGAGUCACGACUCUGUCACAUUAAUAAGUCUGCUUCAAGCAUUUGCUCUGCUUGGAUGUCUAAAUCUAGCGAAGGAAGUUCAUUGUCAUGUGCUGCGUGUAUCCUUGAACAUAGGGAUACCUGUCAUUAAUUCUCUGAUUACUGCUUACAGCAAAUGCGGAAAGUUAGGCAUGUCUAGAGUUUUAUUUGAGCACAUGGCUGGACGACGGUGUUUGGUCUCUUGGAACACAAUGAUUGCUGCAUAUGGAAUGCAUGGGAGAUGUGUCCAGGCUCUCAAAUUGUUUGACCAAAUGAAAAAAGAGAAUGUUGUGACUGAUGACUUAACCUUCAGAUCAGUACUUGCCGCCUGUAGUCAUUCUGGCUUGGUAGAAGAGGGUCUGCAUAUUUUCAGAUCCAUGAAAGAAGAGUAUUCAAUGAUUCCAUCGGAAGAUCAUUAUGGGUGUAUGAUAGACUUAUUAAGCAGAGCAGGUCUGCUUGAAGAAGCUUAUGAUCUGUUGCAAUGUCUGCCACCAAGACAAAGUGCUUCUGCACUUGGUGCUUUGCUUGCUGCUUGCAGAGUUCAUGGAAAUUAUGAGUUGGGGGAUAUAGUGGGAAGGUGGCUUUUGGAUUUGGAGCCUCAAAACCCAAGCACUUAUGGUUUGGUAUCAAAUAUUUAUGCAGGAGGAGAGAAGUGGACGGAAGUAGCCCAGGUAAGAGCUAUGGCCAAGAGUUCAGAUAAACAGGUAUUGAAAAUGGGACACAGGUCUGAUUUGGAUAGUAAAAACCAGUUUAGCCAAUCGGGACGAUGGUUUCCAUAUCUCGAUAAAUUUGAUGCCGGAAGUAUGCAUUUAAAUAGCGGUGAAGUGUUGGAAGCGCUUGACCCGCAGAUAUUGGAUAUAAGGAAGGAGAGGUUUCGGAAUGUGGCAAAGAAUCAGAGCUAUUCGGGUUCCAUUCAGUUCAUGUUGUGCCCUUUGACAGCUCGAAAAGGUGCAACAAGAUUUGAGAGUAUAUUGCAUUUGAUUGGACCACCAUCCCACCAAAAUUUGCAAAGUUAUGUUCAGGUGGCUCCUGGAGAAAGUGUGAUACUUGCAUUUUGGUUUGGAUAG